AUGUCUAAGACCCCGGAAGUGCCGAAGGAGGGCCCAACGUCCCCGCGCAGCGAUGCCUCCAACAUCUCUGCCUUCUCUCAGAGGCCUACAAGGCUUCUGGAUCUGCUGCCAGUAGCACCAUGGUGCGGAAAAUGCCUUCCGCAGCCCCCCGAUGGGCAGCUACCGAUCAAGCCGGAGGAGCUUGUACUGGGCCAAGCCGCAGACAUCAAGGCUCUGACGGAAAAUAUCAACGAGUAUGGCAGAUUGAACACCGGCUCCAAGAGAACGGCCUCGAGGAGUAGAGCCGCUGUGCAGGAGGGCCCGGUCAAGUUCCACAACCGGCAAUCCAGGAUCGAGCAGCUAUCGGAACGCUUGAAAUUGACGGCGUCCCACCCCACCACCUUCUUCGCGCGAACGGUGGAGCGGCCGGAGGAGAUCGAGCUGAUGCCUAGCAUGACCCGGUCCAGAUUCUCGCAGGACGACUUCGCGGGCUACGUCGUGCAAUUGAAUCCUGAAGACUCGGACAGUGACUCUGAGAGAGGUGUAGCGAAACCGUUGACGCAGUUCACCACAGAGCAGGUGAGUCGCAUGGAGUUGGUGGCCUUGAAUCAUGUCAAGAUGCAGACGUUGAAACAACGCAUUGCGGAGGAAGGCGUGCAUUCUAUUCGCGCAACUGCUGCGGAUGCGGCAAGAUGGGACGUCUCUCGUCGCAAUGCUUCCGGUGAUCACUGGGAACCAGAAAUCUCCUGGAAAGGGGAGAUGAUUUCGCCCGAGGAGAACUACUAUUUGAUGGCGCAGCUCCGGUUCCUGCCGUUCUUCAACGAGGUCCCGCAAGAAUUGUAUGAGACCAUUGUGGAGCACACGACCACCCAGACCUACGUGCCAGGCUGCCACCUCUUUAGUGAGGGGGAGACGGCCAACAGCCUCUUCCUGAUUCUCACUGGGCAGGUGCACUUGCGGAGCGAAACCCACGUGGCCAUGGACUAUGACACUAUGAAGUCUUCGCCCGCACUGCUCUUACCACACGAUCUCUUCAGCCAGUCUCGAGGCUGA
Cladocopium goreaui is the source of this 1032-nucleotide messenger RNA. The record is from the annotation of a GenBank genome assembly. Lineage: Eukaryota; Dinophyceae; Suessiales; Symbiodiniaceae.